GUCAGAGUUUAAAAAUAUGUGGUUAUACACCCACACGUUUAUAGUGACCCAUUCUGUUGGUAUAAAACUGAUAGAAUGAUAAGCAGAUUGUUUUAGAUUGAAAACUGUAACUAGAGGCAUUUUGUAUCAAAUGUGAAGUACAGCUACUACUUGCCCUGAGAAAUCCUCUUUUUUUUGUGAAGUACUGCCAAAUCAGCUUCUGAUUUCCAGUGUGAUGAAUGCACUUUCAAAAAUUUUCAGCAUUUCCUGCACAUUUAAUUUCUUUCUAUUGAGUUCAGUUGUAUAUAAUUUCAUAGUUAAAUGAGCAGCAAUUAUUUUCAAGUUAUCUUCAUUUUUUUCUCUCCAAGCAAGAGUAAUUUCAACAGCUGUUGGAGCAGAUAACUACAAUUGUAUGGCAGAGAGACACCUAAUAUUGAAAAGUAGAACAGUGGAGACCAAUUCAUCAAGAAGGUGGUAGCUACACUGUGGGUAUGCAUGGGUUUGUAUAUUUCCCCACUUUGAAUAUACUAAAAUGAGGUGCUUUUUUUAUUUUGACCAUCUCCCUAUGUGCAUUGCAAAUUUUGAGGGAACGUGGUCAUAGAUGGGGAAAGCAAAAACAAAAAAUAAUCUUAGUAAUGCAGACCUUUUCCAUUGUCAUAGGCUGCUUGUAUGCAUGAGCUCUUUGAUAAAGGUUUUGGGAGUUUUGCCUUUUUUCUUUAUUUUUCUUUUUUUUUCUUUUUUUUUUUUUCAGCACCUGAUCAAAAUAGUCAUGUUUUCUUCUCAGUUGAGUGGUGUAAAAGACAAUGUUAAUAAAGCUGGAAACCAAGUAAUUUUUUCAAGACCUGGGUCACAGAUGAUAAUAUAGUCAGUUUUUUACUUUGUGAUGUCAUGUCUAAAGGCAAUCACUAGUCUCCACCAAGAUGUAGUACAGAAUUGAGGGAAGACAAUAUGAAAUUAAAAAAUUGUAUAACAUGUUUGUUCAUAUUAAGGAACUACAGCUGCUUACCAACCACAGUUAUAAUAAUUUAAGUUUUAUAUACCCUGUACCUUUCUUGAUUUUUAUUUUGUGCUUCAAGUUGUGUUUUCAAUUUUCUUUCCUUUUUCUAGCAGCAUGGAAAGAAAGGCAUUACCACAUAUGAGAGCUGCUUCACUUUCAAAUGGUCUUGAUGUCCGUGUGUACAGUAAAUCUGAUGGAUUUCUGCAAGUGCCAACCUAACAACAUGCACACAUGCAUUCCAUCCUUUGCUUUCCCUUCAGGAGAGUGGAAGAACAGACAGAAAGCUGGAAUUUGGAGUGUGUGUUGCUGCACAGUGAUUCAUGCAGCUUGCUUGGGGACAGCCUGUUUCCAUGUCUCACCUUCAGGAGAUGGCCUCUUCUAAGUCUUUGAUGAACCUCCUAACCUUCACUUUUGGCUCAGCAAUAGGAUUUUUCGUCUGCUACCUUCUGUUUAGCAUUGUACUAGAAGAACGGGUUAAGAUCCAACCUCAUGUUCUUCACAAUGAUCCACACGGUCAACACUUAGCAGAUACUGACAACAAUCAGCUGCAAGGACAAAUGAAUUUCAAUGCAGAUGCUGGACAGCAUAAAGAUGAGGAUAAAAAUAUUGCAGAAGGACUGUAUCAUAAGGUAAAAAUACUGUGUUGGGUAAUGACUGGACCUCAAAAUCUAGAAAAGAAAGCCAAGCAUGUUAAGGCCACUUGGGCCCAACGCUGUAAUAAAGUACUUUUUAUGAGCUCUGUGGAAAAUAAAGACUUUCCAGCUGUGGGCCUAGAAACCAAAGAAGGCAGGGACCAACUGUACUGGAAGACUAUUAAAGCUUUUCAAUAUGUAUAUGACAAUUAUUUUGAUGAUGCUGAUUGGUUUAUGAAAGCAGACGAUGACACAUAUGUUAUAUUGGACAAUUUGAGAUGGCUUCUUUCAAAAUACAGUCCUGAACAACCAAUAUACUUUGGAAGAAGGUUUAAGCCUUAUGUGAAGCAGGGCUACAUGAGUGGAGGAGCAGGGUAUGUUCUGAGCAAAGAAGCUCUGAAGAGAUUUGUUGCUGCAUUUAAAACGAACAAAUGCACUCACAGUUCCUCUAUUGAAGAUCUGGCACUAGGAAAAUGCAUGGAGAUCAUCAAUGUGGAAGCAGGAGAUUCCAGGGAUACAAGUGGUAGAGAAACCUUUCAUCCAUUCGUUCCAGAACAUCAUUUAAUCAGAGGAUACCUACCAAAAACAUUCUGGUACUGGAAUUACAAUUACUAUCCUGCUGUAGAGGGUCCUGGAUGCUGCUCUGAUCUAGCAGUUUCAUUCCACUAUGUUGACUCUGUGACAAUGUAUCAUUUGGAAUAUUUGAUUUAUCAUCUUCGCCCAUAUGGUUAUUUAUAUAGGUACAAUCCUGAUUUGUCAAAGAAUCCAGAAGAGCAGAGCAAAAAUGAAGCACUGGAGGAUAAUCAAAAGCUAAAGGAAAAAAUUUCUGAGAGCUAAUUAGACUUUGAAAAAACCAAAAAGAAGCCAGUACAAUGAGUAAGAGUCUCCUCAAACUUGUGCAUGAAGCUUGUGGACUGAAAUUACUCCUGGCGAUUCUUGUUUCAAAAAUCAAGUUGGCAGCACUUCUUGACACCCUGUGGACAGCAGAGUCUGGUGCUGGCUCUGACUGCUUGGGAUAGGGUGAUCUUGCAGCCCUGCUUACAAAGGUUUGGGGCCCUAAAGCUGUGAAAUUGGAGGUUGCUCUGGUAUAAUCUGGAAGAAUUUGUAUAAAAACCAUAGUGGACAGGUUCACAGAUGAUCGUACCGUAUUUCUGUUUCUUUUUCUGUUCUCCUCUAUUUCCUUUCCAUUAAGUCUGUUCUAAUGUUUGAAAUUGGAUGCUGCCCAAUCAAAUACUUCAUGAUGCCUUUCUGAAGUAUUUUCAACAUCUUGAAGUUACUUUGUGUACCUUGCCCUAAAAGUAAGGCAGAGACCUGGAAUUAGAGUCUCCAAUCUGCCUUGCCUUAACAACAUAGAGGCAGAGUUUCACCCCCAAGAUUUAUCUGUUUCAGAAACAGAGUUCACUGCUAUGAAUUACUUACAAAGUUUUAAAUUCUGUUGUGCAAAAUAAUAUGAAGUUCUUGGGGAGGAAUAUCUGUAGAGAAACCUGAAACAGUUACUGUUGUUUAAAUUGCUGAGGUGAUGCAAGCUGCUUAGAUAUUUGCCUGUGGCUUUUUUUUCCCCCCCUUUUGUUAACUUAUCCUUUUGGUUGAAUGGAUGUAAAAAUUCAUCUUAGAAUUUCUCAUCAUAAGGUAGAUGUUUUUGAAAAUGGGGGUCUGUCUUCCAUCCCACCUACCACAUAAAGCGGGAAGAAUAGUAUCUUAGUGAAGUUGCAUGGUAAUAACUUGGUUUCAGCCACUAUUCUAAUUAGUUGUUUCCAUUUUAGUUUUCACUAGAGAUUAAAAUUUUCAGAUACAGAAAUGUCCUAUUUUAAAACUGCACCAAAGCCAGUUGAUUUGGUUGAAGUACUUAUUUUCACUCUUCUGAACAUUUUUUUCUUCCACUUAAAAAAAAAAUAAUUCUGUAUCUGCUUCUUGUUAUCUUUUUCAGUACAAAGUGUUAAAUGAUCCUUUUUUCACUGUUUUUGAAGCUGGAGUACAUAGUUAUUCAGGUCAGUAAGCCUGAAUGCAGGAAUCUUUCAAAGUGCAUUAACUUUUUCCGCUACUUCAUAAGUGUCUCUGCCUUUUAACUGGAAACACUUUCUUGGUGUGGGACAAAAUAGGUGUUUUAAUUACUGGGUUUUUCUUCAGAGGCCAAAUGUAUGUUUUAUAGAAUUAAUAUAAAACAUUCUGGUUUUCUCCUUUUCAAAUUGAGUGAAUAGCAGUAUGGGGAAUGGGAAUUUAAGUGUGACAUAUAGUGUUUUUAUUCCACACUUGAACAAAAGCUUCUUCAUCUUUGUGUUAUUUUUCAUCUUCAUCAUAUUGAUGAAUUUGGACAUAACCUAAUUACCUCCAGUCAUUGUUUUGAAAAGGGCACAUAGUGGUAGCAGACAGCCUUAUUUACUAUUGCUGGUCCUUCAGGAUGUUCCUGGAAGAUGACGUUACCAUAAAGUACUGCAUUUUUUUUCCAAAGAUAGUUCUAGUGGAGAUUGGAGUUCUUUCUGUUGUCCAACAGUAAAGUCAUGAUUUUCUUUCUGACCAUUGCUUUGCAGCAUGAUAGUAAUUACUGAAACAGCUCAUGGUGUGGAAAUGCUGCAUAAAUCUCUGCCUGAAUAUAGUCUGAGUUCCUCUACCAAGUAUUGGUUAAAGAGUUCCUGCAGGGUUAAAUCUGUUGGUCUUUAUGAGCAGCACUGCUUCUGAAGUACUGAUAGGGACACGAGCUUUAUUUUACAUUAAUUAACUUAAGUGGAACAUUAUAACUGCAUUGGUUUAAGAAAUGAAAAAGUUUCCAGUUUGCUGUAGUCAGUGGGAUGCUUGUCCAGAGGACAGUGGAUGUUAACAUGCUGAAAGGUGCUUCCUUCUGUGAGCUAAAUGUUUAUCCCACAUGCAGCACAAACCAAUCGUAUUGUGAAAUCCAUAUGGAAUUGAUAACUCCAAUGGCAUUGUUCAAACAAGCUGUUAAAAUAUUCAGUAAUAUUUAAGGAAGUUAUAAAAUGAAGUCAAGAUCCCAACCUAAUCUCUUUGUAAAUUCAGCCCAUGUAGAUCUGUUGAACUACUGUAGAGUUCCUUUAUUUCUGCUUUCUUCAGUUCAUCCAUGGGGAUUUGAAGAUUUUCUACCGCAAUAGGCAGAACUAAUCCUGCAUAUUUUCUGCAGAUUUGUGUCAUAUGUUUGCCCUGUGCUGUCCUGUGAAGCAAAAUAAUUUCCUCUUCAUGUUCCUUACUGUCCUGACUAUCCUGUCUCUGGCUUUCCAGUUUCAUCCAGUUUAAGUCUCAGGUGGACAGGAGGAAGCAGGAUGUUUGAGCUCCACACAGGUUGUUUCCUGGGGUAACAAGGUAAACCAGACACUGCUGAGCUCAGGGUGAAGCCUUUUCUCAACAGCAGUUCUAGUUCUAGUCUGCUGCCCAGCUGAGGCCUGUGGGUUUAGCAGAGCAGGGCAGGAAUAUUCCUUUCCACAAAAUGUGCUGGACCUCAGAGAGACUGGAAAAGUAAAGGAGCAAGUCCCCUUUCUGAAGGCAGUAAGGCUAAGGACAUACUACCUUGUGAUAAAUGUGUGGCCUACAGAGAAAUAAGUAGCCUUUUCUUCAAAUGUCCAUUCUUUGUUUUAAAGUGUCCUUGUGCAUAGGCCUCUGAAUCGAUUUUUUUUUGCCUUUAGAACAGCACUGCAAGGAAUUUCUUUUCUUUCCAGACAAGCUAGAAAAGUAUCAGGUUUUACAUACUGUAAUUGUAACAGAGACCUGUAGUUCUCUGUUGAAUUGUACUGCCAUAACCAUGAGCUGAUGCCUCUGGAAUAAUUGGUUUCUAUCUCACUGCUUUCAGAAGCCUCAGUGGACAAGGUUGGAAUAUGAACAGUUAGUAUAAUUUUCAUGUACAAUAUUACACUAAUAUUAGUAAUCUGCUAUUUCACUCACAGGUCUUUGUGUGUUGAGAAAGUAUUGAGUUUGAGAAUUUUCUGCAGCCCAAGGCGACUGUAUUUCAGAUGGAGAGACUUCCUGAAACACAGCAACAUGGGCUUACUUACGCCAUGCAGAUUAUUGCUCUGUGGUUUGGUUUCUAAAAGAGGCUUCUUAAUUUUAUAAAGCCUAGAAGCUUUCAUUGGCACCAUAGCGAUUUAAAUUGCCCAUCUAAAAUUUUUGAACUAUUUUCUUGAAAUUAACAGGCAGUGGACGUGGGAACAUCCCCUAGUGUGAAAAAGUAACAUUUUAACCUUGUAUUAAACAGUUUCACUUCAGAAAGAUUGAGAAUGGCAAGAAGUUACUUUCUGAUCAUUGGUCUUAGUCAGAGGAGAGUAUUAGUGUUUGUUUGCAGAGGAGAAUGUUAAUCGUUUGCAGAUAAAGACCAGUUUUAAUCUUCUUUCACUCCCAAUUCAUUUUUGCAGUCUGUAUUUGUGUUAUUUAAGAGGCUGCAAGCUGGUGAUGUUUAUACCAUCUCUCAUUUUGUGGAAGCUCUUUUCACAGUACUUUUGCCUUUAAGGACACUUUCUUUGUUUUGCUUUGGUGGGAGUGUAUAUUAAAAAUCACUUUUACUUCAGCUGUUGCCAUUUGUUCUGUUAUGCUUGCAGAAGUAUAAAUUUCAGUGAGUAGCUGAUAGACCUCUUAGAAAUGCUUUGUUAUCUGAGCACGGUGUUUUGUCUUUGUAUGACAGAAAAGUGUGGGUUAUUUCUCUGCUGUACCUGCUACUGAUGCUGAUAGUGCACGCACAGAUAAAAAAUAGACUCCUCAAUACAGGACCACUGGGAAAGGCAGUUUUGUCUUUUUCUGUCAAGAAAUCUUCUGUGGAACUCCAGAAGUGUAAUUUGCUUUAUUUUACUAUAUUGUAUUUAAAAUGCUCCACAAAUGUUAUUAAUAGUCUAAAAGAAUUGACUAUUGCUGCUGGACAGUAUGCUCCACUUAAAACCUGUGAAUGUUUCACUUUGCAAUUAUAGGUAAUUGUGUUCCUAAUGGCAGAUAAAAGUUGAUGAUUUGUCUGGAAUGGUCACCAUAAGGAUUUGUUUCUUAAAUACCUUCUUUGAAGUGCCUUUGAUAAAUUUUUAGCAUCAAAAUUAGGUUGAGAAUUGAAUAAAUAAG
This is a messenger RNA of Cinclus cinclus, 6648 nucleotides long. RefSeq names its product core 1 synthase, glycoprotein-N-acetylgalactosamine 3-beta-galactosyltransferase 1 (gene C1GALT1). Bases 1297 to 2445 code for a protein of 382 amino acids. Gene Ontology annotation, molecular function: N-acetylgalactosaminide beta-1,3-galactosyltransferase activity. The transcript is spliced from 4 exons. Gene Ontology annotation, cellular component: membrane. Lineage: Eukaryota; Metazoa; Chordata; Aves; Passeriformes; Cinclidae. The record is from RefSeq and is a predicted model, not a curated record.